AUGAUCACACUAACGGAGCUAAAAUGUUUAGCAGACGCCCAGUCAUCUUAUCACAUCCUAAAACCCUGGUGGGACGUCUUCUGGUAUUACAUCACCCUGGUCAUGCUGCUGGUGGCCGUGCUGGCGGGCGCGCUGCAGCUGACGCAGAGCCGGGUUCUGUGCUGUCUUCCGUGUAAGGUGGAAUUCGACAAUCACUGCACCGUGCCCUGGCACCUCCUCAGAGCCAGCGCGAACGCGUCCUCCGACCUUGGGCCGCCGCUUCCGCUCCCGCUCCGAAUCCAGAACGACCUCCACCGCCAGCAGUACUCCUACAUCGACGCCGUCUGCUACGAGAAGCAGCUCCACUGGUUCGCCAAGUUCUUCCCCUACCUGGUGCUCUUGCACACGCUCAUCUUCGCAGCCUGCAGCAACUUUUGGCUUCACUACCCCAGCACGAGCUCCAGGCUCGAGCACUUUGUGGCCAUCCUGCACAAGUGCUUCGACUCCCCGUGGACCACCCGCGCCCUUUCGGAAACGGUGGCCGAGCAGUCGGUGAGGCCGCUGACGCUCUCCAAGUCCAAGGCUCUGCUUUCAUCCUCAGGGUGUUCGGCCGACGUGGAUACCAAUAAGCAGUCACUGCCCUACCCGCAGCCCGGCAUGGAGUCGGCUGGCAUAGAAAGCCCGACCUCCAGCGUCCUGGACAAGAAGGAGGGCGAGCAGGCCAAGGCCAUCUUUGAAAAGGUGAAAAGGUUCCGCAUGCACGUGGAGCAGAAGGAUAUCAUUUACAGAGUGUAUCUGAAGCAGAUAAUAGUCAAAGUCAUCUUGUUUGUCUUCAUCAUUAGCUACGUUCCAUAUUUUUUAACCUACAUCACUCUUGAAAUCGACUGUUCCGUUGACGUGCAGGCUUUCACGGGAUAUAAGCGUUACCAGUGCGUCUACUCCUUGGCAGAAAUAUUUAAGGUCCUGGCUUCCUUCUAUGUCAUUCUGGUUAUACUUUAUGGCUUCACCUCCUCCUACAGCUUGUGGUGGAUGCUGAGGAGCUCCCUCAAGCAAUAUUCCUUUGAGGCGUUGAGAGAGAAAAGCAACUACAGCGACAUACCGGAUGUCAAGAACGACUUUGCCUUCAUCCUCCAUCUGGCUGACCAGUACGAUCCUCUUUAUUCCAAACGCUUCUCCAUAUUCCUGUCGGAGGUCAGCGAGAACAAACUGAAGCAGAUCAACCUCAAUAACGAGUGGACGGUGGAGAAACUGAAAAGUAAGCUGGUGAAGAACGCCCAGGACAAGGUCGAACUGCAUCUCUUCAUGCUGAACGGUCUUCCAGACAAUGUGUUUGAGCUGACUGAAAUCGAAGUGCUCAGCCUGGAGCUGAUUCCUGAGGUCAAGCUGCCCUCCACCGUGUCCCAGCUGGUCAACCUCAAGGAGCUCCAUGUGUACCAUUCGUCUCUGGUGGUAGACCAUCCCGCCCUGGCCUUCCUAGAGGAGAAUUUAAAAGUUCUCCGCCUGAAAUUUACUGAAAUGGGGAAAAUUCCACGCUGGGUAUUUCACCUGAAGAAUCUCAAGGAACUGUAUCUGUCGGGCUGUGUCCUCCCUGAGCAGCUGAGCACCAUGCAAUUGGAGGGCUUUCAGGACUUAAAAAACCUGAGGACCCUCUACUUGAAGAGCAACCUGCCCCGGAUCCCACAAGUCAUCACAGACCUCCUGCCUUUCCUGCAGAAACUGUCCCUCAAUAAUGAGGGAAGCAAACUGGUUGUGCUGAACAACCUGAAAAAAAUGGUCAAUCUGAAAAGCCUAGAGCUGCUCAGCUGUGACCUUGAACGCAUUCCACACUCCAUUUUCAGCCUGAACAAUCUGCAUGAGUUAGACCUAAAAGAAAACAACCUUAAAACUGUGGAGGAGAUCAUCAGCUUUCAGCAUCUCCAGAACCUUUCUUGCUUAAAAUUGUGGCACAAUAACAUUGCUUAUAUUCCUGCCCAAAUUGGGGCAUUAUCUAAUCUAGAGCAGCUGUCUUUGGACCAUAAUAAUAUUGAGAAUCUACCCCUGCAGCUUUUUCUAUGCACUAAACUACAUUAUCUGGAUCUAAGCUAUAACCACCUGACCUUCAUUCCAGAAGAAAUCCAAUAUUUGAGUAAUUUGCAGUACUUUGCUGUGACCAACAACAAUAUUGAGAUGCUACCAGAUGGGCUGUUUCAGUGCAAAAAGCUGCAGUGUUUACUUUUGGGGAAAAAUAGCCUGAUGAGUCUGUCCCCUCUCGUGGGUGAGCUGUCGAACCUUACUCAUCUGGAGCUCAUUGGUAAUUACCUGGAAACACUUCCUCCGGAACUGGAAGGGUGUCAGUCCCUAAAACGGAGCUGCCUGAUUGUCGAGGAGAACUUGCUCAAUACUCUUCCUCCCCCCGUCACAGAGCGCUUGCAGACGUGCUUAGAUAAAUGUUGA
Messenger RNA from Pipistrellus nathusii (Nathusius's pipistrelle), 2412 nucleotides. The record is from the annotation of a GenBank genome assembly. Lineage: Eukaryota; Metazoa; Chordata; Mammalia; Chiroptera; Vespertilionidae.